GUGAUCACAUGAACAUUAUAGGAAAAGGCGAUUUUGCAAAACCGAGGGUUUAAGCCGCAUUCUCCACCUCCGACAAAAAGCGUCCUUUUUAUAUAUAAAUCUUUGUCGACCGCCAUAAAUUCACAUAAAUCGACAGGGCACUGAUUCAGCUGAUUUCUGGGGAGGUUUAUGUGAAAGCUGAACUCUUUUGUGAGUUUCCAAGGGAUCUUGACUCCAAAUUUCAAUGGAUUAUGAUUGUGUGGAGCAAGGAGUUACAUCAGGGUUCUUGAGCAGCAUUAAUUUUGGUAUUGUGACGGAUGAAGAUGUGGAGAAGGUAUCUGUUAAAGAAAUUGAAGUUCCUAAUGAUGUAAUACAUCCAAUGCUUGGAAUUCCUACUCCAAUGUCUUCUCAGUGCCUAACAUGUGAUGCAAAAAAUGUGAAAACCUGUGAAGGUCACUUUGGGUUCAUCAAAUUUCCAUACCCAGUUCUCCACCCUUACUUCAUAUCAGAUGUGGUAAAGAUUUUGAAUAGAAUCUGUGUAAAAUGUAAAUCUGAACGGAUUAGGACCAAGAGUGCUAGUUCACCAUCAACUAAAAGGAAGCCUAAAAGGAAGCGUGGGUGUUGCAAAUAUUGUGAUGGGCGUUCAAAAGAUGAAUAUCCAAGAACAAUAUUUAAAGUAUCGGGCAAAGAAAUGUUUGAAAGUACAGUGAUAUUGGCAAGAAUAAAUGAACGCUCGAGAACUCCACGCGUAGCCUCUGAUUAUUGGGAUUUCCUUCAAAAUGAUCCACAAGAAGGAAAUACAUUAAAACCUCAUGAAAGAAUUUUAACAUAUACUCAGGUGCAAGAAUUGCUGAAAGGAAUCGAUCUCAGAUUCAUGAAAGAUUUUGUUAAAGACGAAAAGAACUUGCUCUCGAUGAACAAUUUUCCUGUAACUCCCAACUCCCAUCGCGUGAAUGAAUGCGGACAACAAAUGAGAUUUGAUGAACGGACAAGGUUUUACAGGAAGCUGGUCGAUUUUAAAGGUCCAGCUAAUGAGCUGAGUGCUCGUGUUCUGGACUGUCUUAAAAUGGCUAAGCUAAAACCAGAGAAGGUGUCGGUGACAGCUAAUGGCCCUCAAAUGUUUCAUAAUUUUGAAGAUGCUGCUCCAAAGAUGUCUGGUCUAAAGUUCAUUAAAGAGCUUAUUCUGGGAAAACGAUCUGAUCAUACUUUCCGUAUGGUUGUAGUGGGUGAUCCUAGUAUAAAAAUUGAUGAAAUUGGCGUGCCUUGUCAUAUUGCGCAGGCAAUGCAAAUUUCUGAACAGCUGAAUUCACAGAACUGGGAAAAUCUGGGUUUAAGGAUUUUGACAAGAGGGGAAACCUAUGUUCGCAGGGAUGGGGGACUAGUUCGUGUCACAAUGAAGAAUGAUAAAUUGCGGAUGGGGGACACUAUACACAGACCUCUCCGUGAUGGAGAUAUGGUUUUGAUCAAUAGGCCACCAUCUAUUCACCCUCAUUCACUAAUUGCUCUAUCUGUCAAAAUUCUUCCAACAAAUUCCAUUCUUUCUCUCAAUCCAUUAAUCUGCUCCCCUUUUCGCGGGGAUUUUGAUGGUGACUGUUACCAUGGUUAUGUUCCACAAUCCAUGGAUUCCAAAGUAGAGCUCCACGAACUGGUUGCUUUGGACAAGCAGUUAAUAAAUAUUCAAAGUGGUCAAAAUCUUCUCUCACUUACCCAUGACAGUUUAACAGCCGCUCAUUUAGUAAUAGAGGAUGAAGUGCUUCUCAACCGUCCCCAAAUGCAGCAACUGCAGAUGUUUUGUCCACAACAUCGUUCACUACAAUUGCCAGCCAUUUUCAAGGCAUCUUCUACUUCACCAGAUACCCACUGGUGGACAGGCAAACAACUAUUCAGCCUGCUCCUACCUCCAGAUUUUAGUUAUAAUUGUCCGUCAAGAGCUGUUCAAGUAAGUGAAGGGGAAGUCAUAUGUUUUCAAAGUGCAUCUUCUUGGCUGCGAGAUACGAAGGGGAACCUUCUGUAUAAACUACUAAGUCACUGCCAAGGGGAAUUUCUUGACUUCCUACAUGCUGCUCAGAGAGUUCUCGGUGAGUGGUUGUCUACGCGGGGACUAAGUGUUUCACUUGCUGAUAUGUACCUAUCUUCAGACCCACACUCCCAAAAAAAUAUGAUCGAAGAAGUUCGUUAUGGUCUUCAGGAGGCUCAGUACGUAUCUCAUGUAAAACUAUUAAUGGUGGAUUCCAAUCUGGAUUUCCUUAGUGGAAACCAUGAAGAAACCGAGUCUACUAGAGCCUUUUCAGUUGACCACUCGUUUUGUGACCAACAAAAGUCUGCUGCUCUCAGUCAAGUCUCUGUCGGUGCAUUCAAGCAGGUUUUUAAGAAUAUUCAGAACCUAUUUUACCAAUAUGCAAGUGAAGACAAUUCUUUUUUAGCCAUGUUAAAGGCGGGAAGCAAGAAAUGUAACUUGACUCGAGCUGUCCAGCAUGGACUUUGCCUUGGCUUGCAGCAUUCUUUGGUGCCAUUGUCAUUUAAGAUACCCCAGCAACUUUCUUGUCUCACAUGGAAUUAUCAAAAGGAACUAGAAUCACUCGAUUCAUCUGCUGAUCCUCCAGAAUUCUCUAGUUCAUACAUCCCUUAUGCAGUGAUCCAAAGUUCUUUUCUUUCAGGAUUGAACCCACUAGAGUCUUUUGUUCACUCAUUGACAAGCAGAGACGGUUCUUUUGGUGGUCACGCAGAUAUAUCUGGUACGUUGACUCGAAGGAUAAUGUUUUUCAUGCGGGACUUGUGCAUGGCGUACGAUGGAACGGUGAGAAGUGCCUUUGGAAACCAAGUUGUUCAAUUUUUUUAUGGUAUCAGCACCACUGCUCCAGAAAACAGUGACGAGACACUUACUGAUGGUGCUUGCACAAUGGGUGGCCAACCAGUUGGUUCAUGGGCUGCUUGCGCAAUUUCUGAAGCAGCCUAUAGUGCUCUGGAUCAACCAAUUAGUGCAUUUGAACCCUCUCCUCUCCUAAAUUUGAAGGAAAUACUAGAGUGUGGCGGCAAUAAGGUGAACUGUACAGCCUCUUUAUUUUUUUCCAAAAAGCUUGCAAGGUGGACCUAUGGGUUUGAAUAUGCAGCUUUGGAGGUUAAAAAUCGUUUGGAAAGAGUACAAUUCUCAGACAUUGUUUCUACAGUCAUGAUAAUGUUCUCCGCCGAGACUUGUGGACAGUCCCGUGAUAGUCCAUGGGUUUGCCAUUUUCACAUAAACAAGGUCAUGGCAACGAGAAAACAAAUUAAAGUCCAAUCUGUCAUUGAUGCACUUAAGAUGAAGUGGAAUUCUACUCGAGUGAAAUCGAAUGCCCAUCUUCCAGACUUGAAGUUUACAAGCAACAGUGAGUGCUCCGAGAAUAUUACCUCGGUUUGUAUCAAUGUUAGAAUUGUCGGGAGCAACAGGAACUCCGGUCCCCAGCUGGAAACCCUCGAGGAAACGGUGAUACCAUUACUUCUCAAAAGUGUCAUAAAAGGAUCCUCAAAUGUGCAUAAGGUGGAUAUCUUAUGGAAAGAUAUCUCAAAUAAAUCAACUUCUCAAAUGGGUGUAUCUGGUGAGCUUUAUGUACGAGUUUUCAUGUCAGAGACCUGCGACAGAUCGAGAUUUUGGGCUGUCCUUAUGGGUGAUUGCCUCCAACUAAUGGAUUUGAUUGAUUGGAAGCGCAGUUAUCCUGAAGAUAUUCAUGCUGCAGCCUCGGCCUUUGGAAUUGAUUUUGCGAAAACACAGUUUUUAAGUAAAUUGGCAUCUGCUUUAUCUGAUACCGGAAAGGCUGUACUGCCUGAACAUUCAAUCCUUAUUGCUGAUUGUCUUUCAUUAACGGGAGAAUUCGUUGCUCUGAGUGCAAGCGGGCUUGCACGACAAAGAAAACAGACAGCAGUUUCUUCACCAUUUACGCAAGCAUGCUUUUCUAGUCCUUCUGAUUGCUUCAUAAAUGCUGGGAAGAUGGGUUCCAUGGAUAAACUUCAGGGUAGUAUAGAUGCAUUGGCUUGGGGAAACUCUCCUUCUCUAGGGACUGGUGCGCAAUUUGAUAUCUUAUACUCUGGCAAGGGUCAUGAAGUGGAUAAACCUUCAGAUAUCUAUAAUCUGCUGGGUAGCGGAGUCGGUACUCAAGAGCAGAAAGUGAAGGUACCUCGUGAGUUCAGCAAUAUAUCCAUCAAAUCUCUUGCCAAAAAAAGUGAUUUCCUGAGGAAGAAUUUUAAAGCAACACACUUUCUGUGGAUGUCUAAAGAGUUGAGGCAUAUAUUACACAAGUAUAAAGUUAAUCAACAGUUAAUUGAGUUGGACGAGGCCAUUGCAGCAGCGGCUCUUUUCUUUCACCCUAGAUCAUCUGAAAAGAUUGGAUGCGGACUUCAAGGAAUUAAGAUUGGUUUAAGCUUAAAGGGUGAAACCAGCCAGUGCUUUCAGCUGAUAAGAACUGAUGGCACCAUCGAGGAAUUUUCAUAUCACAAGUGCAUACUUAACGCUCUGAAGCAAACUGCUCCCAGAAGUGCAGAAACAUACGAAUCGAAGUGGUUGGGUGAGAGACUCUAGUCCAGGUACCAUCAUGUUCGAUAGCAAGGAAAAGGUUGUAGUGUAAGAAUAAAAGUUGUUUAGCGAACACUGCAGUUUGACAAAACCUUCGGUGUAAACUACAUUUCAUUUAGCAGGACCGUAAUAAUUGUAGGUAUGUUCUUAAGCCUCUUUUUGCUGCUUCCACUAAAAGUUGUUUGCCUAAAGUAGAAGGCAGAUAAAAUUUAGUGGAAGUAGCAACGAGAUGCUUUUAAGAGCAUAUCUUUGUUAUUCAUCUUGUAAUCUUGUAAUCCGUCUUCUAGCAAUCCAAGAACAACCUUUGGAUACA
This is a messenger RNA of Daucus carota subsp. sativus, 4838 nucleotides long. RefSeq names its product DNA-directed RNA polymerase IV subunit 1. Gene Ontology annotation, cellular component: RNA polymerase II, core complex. Gene Ontology annotation, biological process: DNA-templated transcription. Lineage: Eukaryota; Viridiplantae; Streptophyta; Magnoliopsida; Apiales; Apiaceae. Gene Ontology annotation, molecular function: DNA binding. The transcript has 20 exons. The coding region runs from base 224 to 4531 and encodes 1435 amino acids. The record is from RefSeq and is a predicted model, not a curated record.